This is a messenger RNA of Prorocentrum cordatum, 3157 nucleotides long. NCBI's taxonomy places the organism in Eukaryota, Dinophyceae, Prorocentrales, Prorocentraceae. The record is from the annotation of a GenBank genome assembly.
GCCGAUCUGGACUGCUGGGAGACGGCGCGCGUGGACCCCGCGGCGGACUUCGAGGGCCCCCCGCCGGUGCGCACGGUCUUCGGGUACGGCUCCCGAUCUUCCGCCCCGGCUUCCCCUACCGGCGGGCGUACCCGGCGUGCGUGCGCGGCCUCCGGCGCUUCUGGCAGCGCUCCUGCGACCACCGCGGCACCCCGGAGGCCCCCGGGCGCGUGGUGACGCUGGUGGAGGCUGGCGGGGCGAACGCGGCCGCGGCGGCGGGCGACGGGCAGGGCACCGGAGCAAAGCCGUCGCCUCCGUCGACGGCGUGGCCUUCGAGGUGGACGAGGAUCGACUGGCCCGGCGUGCUGGCCGAGCUGGACGUGCGCGAGAGACAUGGCUACGUGCGCACCGUGGCCGAGCUGGUCUGCCCUGACGACCGGGCCACGCCCCUUGGCAGGGCCGUGCUCUACUUCUGGGAGGGGGAGCACUCCAGCGCCGCCUACGCCGGCCCGGAGCCGCUGGCGGCGACGGCGAGCGUGAUCGCCUCGGCCGAGGGGCCCUCGGGCCGCAACGACGCCUACCUGCGCGCGCUCGAGGCCGCCCUGCGCGAGUGGCGCCUGCCGCCAGACCCGUACCUGCUGGAGCUGCUGCGUGCGGUCGACGAGCAGCACAGGCCGCCGCGCCCGCGCGCUCGAGCGGCCGAGCGCUCGAAGGGCGUGCCGGAGCUCCGGGGGGGAGCGCGUGACACGAGAUGCACCCCAGUGAUAUACAUGGACUUGAACGACGGUGUCGGCUACAAUGUUGGGAUGAAGGGUGAACUGGGACAUAUGUCUCCCGAAGUGGUGGGCGCCCCCACGCGUGAGCGGAUCAAGGACGGGGCUGGUUCUCGACUACGAAAGCUAUGCGACGCCCACCACCUGUACCUCGGCAGUGCGACGGUGAGAGUGACCGACACGUUCUAUGGGGAGAAGGGGUCCAGCCGCAUCGGCUACAUGGUCCUGCCGCAGGGCAUGCGCCCGCUGGUGCGUAGCUGCCAGGUCCUGCCGUCGCUGGGGGCGAAGCAGCAGGCAAUCAAGGGCGCACCGCCGAAGGACCAUCUCCCCAUCCAGUGCUGCAUCGGGUACCGAAAGUACGGCAUGCCGAACCUUGCGGAGAGGACGGCAGAAGUCACGAGAUGGGACCAGACGGCUAUGAUGGAAGCAGUGCGCACUGGCCGAGGACGGGAGCAGUUUGUAUCGGACGUACGAUUGGCGAUGCCAUCCCUUCCCCUGCGCUCCCUGAUUGAUUGGGACCCACCUGAUACGAUUUUCGAGGCUUUGGAGAAGUGUGUUCACACAUUGGCGAGUGAGCACUUCGGCGAGCAGCAGGGACUAGGUGAGCCCUGGUCGUCGUUCGCCGCGGAGAGGCGCCGCCUCCUCCGCGAGCGGGCCCAGCUGAGAGGCAGCAAGCUCGGCCUGACGGAGGAGGCGGCAGGUCGCAUAGAUGAGGAGCUGAACGCGAUCUCCAAGGCGGAGGCUACGCGGGCGCGCAGGGCGGUCGCUUACUGCAGGUCUGGGCCCAAGAGGCGCGACGGCAGACCCUUCGCGCCCGCGCCGCCGUCCGCGGCGGAGUGGUUAGACACCUGGCGGAAGGAGGGCCACUUGGGGGGCAUGAAGGCCCAGGAGAUCCAGUGGGGCGAGUGGCGGCAGCAGAGAGAAGGGAUUCGCUAUGAGGACGCCGACGUAGAAGAGCUCAAGGAGCUUGUCGACGAUGUCAUUCGGGAGCUGAAGCGUUACCUUUGCCUCGCGCCCAAGAGGCGCGUGGUCCCGCCUGGCACUCUGCCUUGCGAGAUCUGGCUGAUGUUGAUUCUGCCCAACUGGCGACCGCAGGAGACGAUGUCGGGCAGUUCGGGAUCGGGCUGCGCGUUGCAGCUCCCAGACUGGCACAGCCCGUCGGCGGCGAAGCGCCAGGCCGACGGGGAAGAAGGCAAGGGCACGGGAGGCGGCGCCAAGAAGAGCGGCGGCGUGGCCAAGAAGACGCGCACGGGGCACAAAGGCUUGCAGGAGGCGUGCGCCAAGCUGCUGCUGAUCACGGCACGGGAGGCGAUGGUGCGCGCUGGCAAGCUGUGCGACGAGCGCAGCAAGGAGAUGAAGAAGGAGGCCGAGUCGAGCGCGGCCCCAGACUACCGCGGUCGAGGAGCGCCUCACCUUCACGUCUUCAUGGCGCUCAUUGUGCACUGCGCGGCGAAGGAGAAGGGCGCGCUGGAGAAGGACGUGGCCACGGCGGUGGAAGAGAUCAUGGAGCGGCUCAACAACGCGGUGCGCGAGCUCUCGUUGCAGCACAUCAGUCGGAUCGUGAAGCACUGCCGCGUGAAGACGCAGAAGAAGAAGGAGCAGGCAGACCAGAUGGCGACGCUCUACUUGGACAUAGAUCGCCACAACACGGUGGGAGCGAAGCUGUUCGAGACGCUGUCGGUGGCGAUCGAGGCAGAGGGCGGGGGCUACGUGGGCGGGUCGCAGCCGCGAGGCUUGCAGCGCAAACUCGUGUGCCUGCUUGUGGACUCGCCGGACGUGCCGCUGCACGGCAUGGAGACCAUCUGGCGCGACGGCAGGUGCGUGGGCUACGUGCGCUCGACGGCCUUCGGCCACACGGUUGGACGCAGCAUCGCCUACGGCUAUGUGGACUGCCCCGAGACGGAGGCCAAGAUCACCAACAAGUGGCUGGAGGCCGGCGUGUGGCAGGUGGGCGACAAGGGUGAUUUCCAUGCCGCCAGCCUCUCCUUGAAGGCGCCGUUCGACCCCAAGAACGAGCGCGUCAAGGGGAACUACCCGCUGGAGGUGCGGGAGGCCUCGUUCGUGGAGAGCGCCACGGCCGCGGCCCUCCCCACCGACGGCCCGCCCAGACCCGCCGCUUACGCCUGAACAGCCCAGCGCGCGGCCUGCCGCCAGCACCCCAUGCAAACCACACCCGUCGGAGGAGUCGCGCAAAUUGGCCCUGGUCCGUCCGCGCCCGGCCGGCCUCCGCCGACGAGCGGGCGCCCCUUGCCGGGGCGGGGAGCGCCCCGCCGAAGCGCUGCGCCUCCCUGCCAUCGCCGAGGCGCUGCGGAGCCCUCGGAGCCUUGGGCUCGGCGCGAGGGCAGGGUGGAGGCCCAUGCCAAGAGACGCCCUGCUUGCCUCCAGGGUGCCCUGUUUUUUUUGGG